Molecule: messenger RNA, 1791 nt
Organism: Siniperca chuatsi (mandarin fish)
Lineage: Eukaryota; Metazoa; Chordata; Actinopteri; Centrarchiformes; Sinipercidae
Exons: 5
Coding region: 262-999 (245 amino acids)
Source: RefSeq, a predicted model, not a curated record
UGCGUGACCCUUUCUGAAUGGGCCACACUUUGUAAAAGCAGCAUGUUGUGGCAGUGGGGGAGCAGAGCGAGAGCGAGGAGUAGGUUGAGUUGGCAUACGAGGACUAAAGGCGUGUUGGUCAUCUAGGCUUGCUGUUAACAGAGAGAAGUCAAUCAGCCAGUGACUCUCUUGGAAAGUGUCCAGCAGCGUCGUCUGCUCACCUGUGGUGAAGGAGCCUCUCUCUGCUACAGCGGAUCACUGCAGCCUGUAAUCUGUGUCAGAAUGUCAGGGAACUUCCUGGGGAAGUGUUUAUGUAGCAUGCUGGGCAUAGGUGCAUUUAUUGCAGGAUGCAUCUUUCUGCUUGUAACAGCUUUCCCAAUUGUCCAGAUCGCUUUAGGUGCCGUGUACAUGCACGAGUGUCCAGCAGCACCAGUUAUCCCAGUGUAUGUGAUGGUGUGUGGGAUAAUGGCCCUGCUGAUAAUGGGCCUGUUUGCUUUGCCAAAGUUCUUUUAUCCAGCAGCACUGGGCAGCAGGAUCUGGGCUCUGUGGAUCCUCAGCCUGGUCCUGUUCUUCCUCAUCUGGUUCGUCUAUGGCAGUUACCAGAUUUAUUCUGUAUAUCCACCCAACUACGCCAAGAACACCACCGACCCAAACAGCUUCAACGACAGCGUCCUCACUCCCGCUGCACCUGAUAACAACCUCGGCCUCACCUUAGAGAACCAGAACCAGAGUCUUCCAAACCUCAACCAGACCUGGAUGAUCAACACCAACCGGACUUUGAGGAAGCUGAUUCAAACUUUGGCCCUCAGCAACAUCAGCAGUGAGAUAAACAGAGAGCACCUGAACGCUACACAACUGGUGUCCACAGCAGUGCCGUACUGUGACAGGACCGUGUACCUGUUUGCUUUCUGGACCACCACACUGGUCUAUGUGUUCGCAGCAAACGUCCUGGUGACGAUCAUCUGUUUGUAUGGUUUCAUGAAAAUUACUAAUAAGUUUAUACAACUUCUGGGUAUCUGAACUGAGCCGGAUAUGAUUCCUUUCCUAAAAUAACAGUUACUCUGUAGUGGUUUUGUAGCAAAGAUGGGAAAAUGAAAACCAAAGCGUUUCAAAGGAGUUGGCACCAUCUUCUUUAGGCUGAGUGAAGCUCAAUAAAUAAUAAGGAUGCUUUGUAAUGAAAUGUCGAGAUUUGAACGUUCCACUUGUUCCUUGAGAAAUAAAGAGAAAUCAAAGAUUUGAACACUUCCCGUUCGGACGAUUGGGAAACAGAAGUUCUAUGUUGCUUCAGCACGUGUGCUGAUGUAAGUGAUUUCUACAUACAGUGCACACUACCGAUACGCCUCCACAGUUCUAAAGCAGCACAGUCAUGGGUCAGUGUAUACUUUGUACCACUCUUGUAUCAACUUAGGGAUGCUUUAUAAUGAAGGCAGGUUUGAGUUAGUUGAGCGAUAGCCGGUGUUAUUACUAUUGAUAAGAAAUCUCUGUACAAGGCUGAUUGGUAUGCAAAUAUUAUUAGUUUAGUUACAGAUUAAUGUGAGGACUUUAUCUGUAAACACAGUGUGAAAGUUACUCUUAAGGGUUAUGAAAAGUUAUGGAAGGGAAUUCCACAGGCCAACUUACGUAUUCAGACCUGUCAUUGCUCUUCUUCUCACAGUCCUGCUGUAACAACUACUAAAACUACUCCUUGAAUGACAGGAAACAAGUUCUACUUCAUUUUCACCCCUCUGUUUUCUACGACGUUGAUGAAAAACCAUCCCACGUGCCGUGCUAGGAGUGCAUGCUACAGCAGCAGCAGGGUUAGCUGCUGUGCUA